UGUUUACUCUCUCUCUCUCUCUCUCUCUCUCUCUUGAACCUUCUGUAUAAGAGAGAGCCGGCUGGGUGGAUUUUUGUUGUGUUCCCCUGACAGACUUAACAGGUUAGAAUUCCAAUGUUCCUGACAGAUGGGUUUUCCUUAUCUGCAUUUUUUAAGCUACUAGGCAGGUGGUGCGGUGAUGCUCAUCUGUUUCGGGUGAAAAGUGUGAUUCAUAGGAGACUGUCACAAAGCUUGAAUUUUGGUUUUCCUUUUGGGUUUUCUUUUUAAUGAAUUCUAGACUACAAGUUGGGAUGGAAUCAUGUGAUCAUGGUUAUGGGAACACAUGAGAAUUUAAGCCCCUUUGAAAGAGCUUGACUUGGUUGAAGCUGUGUACAGAAAAUGGGACCAUCAUCUCAGAAGACUCUUGAAAGAAUUAUAUCACAGAAAGCUCUACAGAUGAGUAGCUCAUUUCCAUGUCAAAUUUGUGUGGUGGGUUUUCUUCUUGGGGUCUGUCUUACCUAUUUCUUCAUGGCUGCUCUCACUUCUUGGGUGGAAUUUGGAGGAGCUUCCUUUUUGUCUCACUCGCCAGGACUUCCAUCACAGAGCUUGACUUCACAUAUUAAUGAAACAAAGAGAAGACUGGAUUCACAAAGAAGUGAUGGCCUGAGUGAUGAUGCUAAAGUAUCUUUAUUGUAUUCAGCUUGGACUAAUCUGAUAAAUGAAUCCUUAGAUGGGAAGGAAGAGUUCUCAAGUGUGUUGGGACUAAGCAGAUCUAGUGUGCCUAAAGCCCCCCAUUUGGAGAACUGUAAAUUGAGUACACAACUCAAUGAAAAACUUGACAAACGUGGAGAGAAUGGUAGCCUUCUUCCAUGGACAAAUUGGAAGGGUUGGUUAAGCAGAGCUUUGCUUCACCCAUUAUCUGCUGAGGGUAAACAGGGGCAUUUUGACCAUCGAGCUCAACAAGGAAGUGCUUAUCCUCCAUGGAUUUUGGGUUCAGAUGAAGACAAUUUUCCUUCUACUAGGAAAGUACAACGUGACAUAUGGAUUCAUCAACACCCUCUGAAUUGCAGUGACCCAAAUAUUAGGUUCCUUGUAGCUGAUUGGGAAAAGCUCCCUGGAUUUGGUAUUGGAGCUCAACUUGCCGGAAUGUGUGGUCUUCUUGCAAUUGCAAUUAAUGAAAGACGAGUCCUAGUUACAAACUACUUUAACCGAGCUGACCAUGAUGGUUGUAAAGGUCCCUUACGUUCUCACUGGUCUUGCUAUUUCUUUCCUGAAACAUCCAUGGAGUGUAGAGAUCGUGCAUUUGAACUUAUGGGAAGACCAGAAGCUUGGGAGAAGGGAAUCGUGACAGUAAAAGAUAAUUACACUUCAAAGGAAAUAUGGGCAGGAAGGAUUCCUAGGGUUUGGGGUAAUCCUUGGAGUUUUAUGCAACCAACGACUGAGAUAAAUGGUAGGUUGGUGAUAUACCAUCAUAAAAUGGAUCGACGGUGGUGGCGAGCACAGGCUGUACGCUAUUUGAUGAGAUUUCAGAGUGAGUAUGCAUGUGGUUUAAUGAAUGUGGCCCGACACACAGCAUUUGGAUUGCAAGCUGCAAAAAUGGUUCUUGCUGGUCUUGUUGGACGAUGGCCACAGGUUGUAGGAAAGAAUUCUCAAUCUGAUAUGGAAGAAUAUGUGUGGUCCAAUCAUAAGCCUUGGGUUCCUAGACCACUUUUAAGCAUGCAUGUUAGAAUGGGUGACAAAGCAUGUGAAAUGAAAGUGGUUGACUUUGAAGAGUAUAUGCGGCUUGCUGAUCGUAUUCGAAAACGGUUCCCUGACCUGAACAACAUCUGGCUUUCUACUGAAAUGCAGGAAGUCAUUGAUAAAUCCAGAUUAUAUCCACAUUGGACCUUCUACUACACAGACGUAACACGCCAAGUGGGGAAUAUGACCAUGGCCUCUUAUGAAUCAAGUCUUGGUAGAGAGACUAGCACUAAUUAUCCAUUAGUCAAUUUCUUAAUGGCUUCUGAAGCUGAUUUCUUCGUUGGUGCAUUGGGUUCCACAUGGUGCUUUCUCAUAGAUGGCAUGAGGAAUACAGGGGGGAAAGUAAUGUCUGGAUACCUAAGUGUUAACAAAGACAGGUUCUGGUAGAAAGAGGUAUACAAAGCUCUUGCAAGCUGGGUAUGUAAAUUAUUAUUACAUAUGGUUCACCAAAAAUUUUUUUGGCUACUCUAUAUUAGUCAGUUUCAUUUUUUACAGGGGAAAGUUGACAAAAGCCUGAUUGUUAUGAAGAAGAUUUAUAUGUAAUAUGUAAACUAAGGGUCCAGCUUGUUUGCA
Molecule: messenger RNA, 2292 nt
Organism: Macadamia integrifolia
Lineage: Eukaryota; Viridiplantae; Streptophyta; Magnoliopsida; Proteales; Proteaceae
Exons: 9
Coding region: 379-2106 (575 amino acids)
Biological process (GO): protein N-linked glycosylation
Molecular function (GO): alpha-(1->6)-fucosyltransferase activity
Source: RefSeq, a predicted model, not a curated record